AGCGCGAGGCGAGCUUUUUAGAGAGAAGAAAAAAUAUGAAAAAAAUCUUGGCCGACGAGUCGACGAUUCGCCGCUCUCGAAGAGGCGCUAGAGAUCGAACGAUCGGAGUGCAGCUCUCCGCGGCUGUCCGAAGACGACCAAGCAGUCGUGUUUUUGAUAAAGCAAAAAUACGCCCCUAUUAAAAGGCACGGCCGCUCACAGACAGACGGACACUUGGCGAGUGACUUUGACAGUUAUCGUAUGCGGCCGAGUGUAAGUGUGCACUCGAUAGACACGGAGCCAGCAGCAGCAGAGAUACACAAAAACAUUCGGCCGGCUCGGCUCGGCUGUAAGUACGUGUGCAUUUUGGAGAAACGGUUGUGCGCCACUCGCUGCACGCCCAAAGCCGGCAGGACAAUUUUAUUAUCGUACGGUGCGGCAAGUGUAACGCGAGACGAUUCAUUCGUUGAAUUUUCUCAAACUUUGUGCCGACCUCUGCGAGUGCUUACCGCUGCUGUUCUGCGUAUGCCUACGGCAAAUCGUUAACUCAUAAAUAUGGGCUAUAAGAAUAAGCUGUUUCUCGUGACACUGCUGGUGCCGAUAGUGUCUUACCUCGCCCUUCGAGUGCAGGGCUCGAUUACCGUCGAGACAACGGAAGAACUUUUGAGAAAAAAUCAUUAUCCUUUCGAGGAUCACCAAAUCGAAACCGAAGAUGGCUAUAUAUUGGGUAUUCAUCGCAUCCCGCAAAAGAACGGAGUGCCGAUUUUCCUUCAACACGGCCUCUUGUUGAGUUCAACCGACUGGUUAAAAAAUGGACCUAAUCGAUCUUUGGCCUAUUUGUUAUGGGACGAGGGCUACGACGUUUGGCUCGGAAAUUUCAGAGGCAAUGCUUAUUCGAGAAAGCACAAAACUUUGUCACCAAAAGACAAAGAAUUCUGGGACUUUAGUUGGCACGAGGUGGGCUACUACGAUAUGCCUGCGGUGAUCCAUCAUAUCCGAAAAACGACCGGUAAGGAUAUAUUUUACGUCGGCUACUCGAUGGGUGGUGGUUCUUUCUCUAUCAUGGCCUCGGAACGGCCCGACGCGGCCAAACACGUCAGGGCGAUGAUAGGCCUGGCUCCGGCCAUUUACGAAUACCACAUGACUCAGCCGCUCAUCAGGUUUCUCUCGGUUUUCUGGAAGGAGCUUAAGUUCGGGGCCAAACUCAUUGGUCUGUACGAGUUCGCACCCCAAGGCGGCGUGUUCGAUACCUUAUUCAACGACUUGUGCAACGUCACCUUCUUGCGCGACUGGGCCUGCAGCGGUGUGAUUUCGUACAUUUUUGGAUACAAUCCGCCUCAGCUCGAUUACAGCCGAAUCCCGGAUUAUUUGGGCGCCUUUCCAAUGGGCACGUCCAUGAACAUAAUCUGGCACUGGUUCCAGUACAUACGCGUCAACGAGUUUCGCAAUUAUGAUCAUGGCCGAGAAAAGAAUUUACAACUUUACCAUCAAGAGGAACCACCCAAGUACGACUUGACGAAGAUACAGAUACCCGUUGCCGCGUUCACUUCCGAUAACGACGCCAUCGUCGACAGCAGGGAUAUCAAACACUUUUACGAGCAAAUUCCCAACAAACUCGGCAUUUAUGAUCUCAGCGAGUACGGCUUUAAUCACGUUGAUUUUGUAUGGGGCCUCAACGCCACCGAAUUAGUUAAUCAAGACGUAUUACGAAUCCUCAGGGAGCAAAGACAGGAAGAGUCGAGUAGUCGGAACAAGACAGUCACGAAUGAGUUGCUGUAAUAGUAAUUAACUUAUGGAUAAGUUGAUACACAUUCCUUGCCAUUGAAACAGUUUUUACUGCUUAGUCAUUAUUAAAUAGUAUUACACAUGCUGCACUAAUCGUUCGACAGUCUUAACCAGCUUGUGUGUAAACGUUUUCGCUAAUUUUUUGUAGAUAUCGUCAAGUUCAUAUGAGAAAAAUUGAUUCUUCCUUGUUAUUGCGAUGACUCGAAUUUUUCCACGCGUUGCGAAUAAAAACGAAGGUGGCGCGAUAUAUGCGCCUUCGAUAGUUAGCUGAAAAUUCGUUUGAUUGGAAUUCGGUCUCGAGCAAUGCAAUAUAUAUAUUAGUAUUGUGAAAUUGAAUUUCCUUUCGAUUCUGAAUGUGUGCGAGUGUGCGAGCACGUGAAAGUUACACACACGCGCGCGCGAGCACACACAUUUGCACGCAGCUUUGAUUGAUUCGGAACUUCUGUACAAGUGCAAUUUAUUAUGGUUUCGAAUGAGUUACAAUCUCUUCAAUACAACGAGAGUAUUGAAACUAAUAUCGAAUCUUGUGAUUUUACAUAUGUUGUAAUUUUAGUGUAAAAAAGUGUAGGGUAGUUUUUAAUCAUCACUACGUUUGAAUAUAGUUAUUUAUGUAACAAGUGCCCAAAAGGCGUUUUUGGGCACGAGUGUGCGGAAAAAGACACGAGUGCCGG
This is a messenger RNA of Trichogramma pretiosum, 2435 nucleotides long. RefSeq names its product lipase 1-like. Gene Ontology annotation, biological process: lipid metabolic process. The record is from RefSeq and is a predicted model, not a curated record. The coding region runs from base 535 to 1758 and encodes 407 amino acids. The transcript has 10 exons. NCBI's taxonomy places the organism in Eukaryota, Metazoa, Arthropoda, Insecta, Hymenoptera, Trichogrammatidae. Gene Ontology annotation, molecular function: hydrolase activity, acting on ester bonds.